GAGACGGCUUCUCACCUCAGGCUCUACAUAUAUCAUAAAGUUUAUUUUCAGACAAGUCUUCAAAACUAACAGAUCUUUGGAUCUUCUUCUUUUUGGUGAUGGCUCUUCAGGACAGCUUGGAUCAUCUUCGGUGUAAUGAUUCAGACGAACAAGAUCCUACUUCAACGACCAUUGAGUUUCUCCGUGCGCGUUUACUCGCUGAAAGAGCUGUUUCCAAGAGCGCAAGAGCUAAGCUUGAUGGACUCUCUGAUAAAGUAGCAGAGCUGGAGGAACAGCUAAAGAUUGUGUCUUUACAGAGAAAGAAGGCAGAACAGGCAACUGCUGAUGUCCUUGCCAUCCUUGCAGAACAUGGGUUUACUAAUGUCUCAGACGGUUAUGAUUCAAGCUCUGAUCAAGAAAGCUACUCUCAGACGAGUUCAGUGUCGGGCAAAAGUCUAUCCUGGAAAGGGCGCAGGAGAGAAGCAGCUUCUUCUGACAAGGCCAGUAAUAGGAGACAGAGAGGUUUUGACUCUGCUUAUAUUUGGCGUCCAAGACACCGUCAAGGAAGGUCUUGUAGACAAAUAAAACGCAGUGAAUCAAGAACUGUAUCUGAAGAUCAUAAGGGAGAUGGCGAUGCGGUUGUUGAUCUUCAAGAUGGCACUGAAGUGGUUCCUAAAUUGAGUGAAGAGGCAUCUGUGGAUGGUGUUGAUGUUAUGAAGGGAGACCAAAGCUUGCAGAAUGUAUUAGAGAAGAGAGACAAUAUGGACAUCAACUUAGAGAGAGCUUUACAAAAACGUGCACAAGUUAUUGGGUCUUUUGAAGAUAUGGAAGAGACUCAAAAGCAGUGGGAGAAAGAGUUCACUGAUAAUAAAUCAUCUGCCCUGGACUCAUGUGACGUAGGGAACCAUUCAGAUGUGACAGAUGAAAGUAACGGAGAAAAAACACAAACUCAGGUCCAAGGUUCAACACUAGUACCUCCACUCUGUGAUACAAGGUCUGUAGCUAAUGAAGUUGACCAAGGUUCGCCUGAUAACUCAGUAACGUCACCUGAUAAGUGCUGCAACAGUUGUGGAUCAAAAGCUAUGGAACAAGAUGCUUCUUCUUCUUUAGACAAAGGAAAACAAACACCUGAGAGUCCUAAAAGUGAGUCUUCUCAUUCACAGAGCUCUAAAGGUAUCUCUGAGCACUCUUCAUCAACUAUUCAGCCACCUCCUAUAACUCAACCUAACUCGAGAGCAACUACCAUCCAGAAAGUAGAUUAUCCCUUAGUUCCAAUGGCAAAGGAGAAGUCUGAUACAUGUGAUACAGUACUCACUGCGCUAAAGCAAGCUAAGCUAGCUCUGCAAGAGAAAGUCAAUAGCCUACAUAUCAGAAAACCUGAGUAUCUUUGCUCAUACCCUUCAACGCCAGGUUCGUAUAUGAACACAUACGCACUACCCAUAGAGGCAGCACCUGGUUCCAAAUCAUCUCUCCCUACUUCUUCUAACGUCGGUUCCACAGUAGAGUUUCCUGUUGGAUGUGCUGGUCUUUUUCGAGUGCCCACUGACUUUUCACCUGAUGCAUCAACUAGGAACAGCUUUCUAGCUUCUCCGAGUUCUCAGAAAGCUCUGGUUAGCCAUACACCUGACGCGAGUCCUCCUUUCUCAAUAGAUGAGCGUCCUCUGACCACUCCAUACAUUGGUGGACCAAAACUAUAUGCAGGCUUCAGGGCAGAUAAUCAAGAAGCCACACCAAGUGUUUCAGGAAGGGUCAUCUCUGGUUUUGGAAGUAACCAACCAUCAUCAGCUAGCUUCAAGUUAGAUAGACAAGUAAGUACGUAUGCUCCCAUGGCACCUGCACGGAGCUUGUGUCCUGAUUCAGUUCUGCGUAGUAGAGAAAUGUAUUCGACUCCUUAUUACACACGUGCGGUUGGGUUGCCUCCUAGUGGUGGUUCAGGUGACGGCUUGUUUAGGCGAGUAUGAUUCUGUUGUGUGCUUUCUGAUCAAAGCUGUAAUAUAAUAUGUUGAAACCUUAGUGUGUUGUAUACAAUGUGUAGAGACCAAACCUGCUUUGUGUGUGAAUUUGUUAGAAACAAAGUCAAACGAAAUACUGUAAAGAAGGUGCAAAAGGUGUGUAUGUGAGUGAUUCAUAGCGUUAUAAGUACAGGACAUUGAUUGUUUAUUACAUACCGUU
Eruca vesicaria subsp. sativa (arugula) is the source of this 2151-nucleotide messenger RNA. Lineage: Eukaryota; Viridiplantae; Streptophyta; Magnoliopsida; Brassicales; Brassicaceae. The record is from the annotation of a GenBank genome assembly.